AUGAUUUCGGAAGAUAUGUUUUAUAAUGUUACCAUAGCAGUUGGGUGCGUCGCGGUGGUUGCUGCCCUAUUCCAUAAACCUCUAGUGAUGAUGCAAAGCAACCUCUCUCAUGAAAAUGAGUCUCUUGUAACCACUUCACGAAUAAAGUUUCAACGAUUUGUUACCCCAUUUGGGUUUGCAGCAGGUGGGGCCAUCGAUGAGCAUUUAUCGCUGUACUAUAAUGUUAAUGGCUAUUCGUGUUACAGCUCUUUAAAAGCCUUGGUUGUUUCUUUCAUCGUGGCUUUGAUACUCUGUGAUGCCAUGUGUAUCUCUUCUAUUAUGACAGAGAAUUAA
Messenger RNA from Priceomyces carsonii, 333 nucleotides. RefSeq lists its product as uncharacterized. Lineage: Eukaryota; Fungi; Ascomycota; Pichiomycetes; Serinales; Debaryomycetaceae. The transcript has a single exon. The record is from RefSeq and is a predicted model, not a curated record. The coding region runs from base 1 to 333 and encodes 110 amino acids.